Messenger RNA from Musa acuminata subsp. malaccensis (wild Malaysian banana), 1888 nucleotides. RefSeq names its product myb family transcription factor PHL7. NCBI's taxonomy places the organism in Eukaryota, Viridiplantae, Streptophyta, Magnoliopsida, Zingiberales, Musaceae. The record is from RefSeq and is a predicted model, not a curated record. Gene Ontology annotation, molecular function: DNA-binding transcription factor activity; DNA binding.
CGAGCAACCAAACAGGGUGAUGCGCACCGCUAUUGGGUCGGGAAUGCGGGCCCCGCAGGCUGUGAGCUGGACCGUCCGUCGUGUCACGGUAUCGCCUACGUCGCGUAGGGUCAGGCGGUCGGAUUCCGCUAGAAUUAGAUGCCGUCAACUGCGUCGCACGAUCUUGAUAACACAAGCCCCGAUGUUGUAAAGCACGUGUCACUCGAGAACUUAGUUUCUACUCGUGUGGCGUCUGGAAGAUGCCACGUGAGCUAUUCGAGGAUCGUCGGUAGAGCGAUGCUUGAAACGGAUCCGCUGCUCCUCGAGGCGGACACCCUCGGAUUCCGCCCUUGGGCAACUGGGACUUACUGUGGAAAGCGAGAGCGAGAGCGAGAGCGAGGGCGGAGGCUGGCGGAUCUCUGAUCGUGUAAUCGGACUCGCCGAGAACCUCGAUUUCCAUCUAAUGAUUCCUCGAUCUCCAUCAAGAAGCUUCGCUUUGACGGCUCUUAUUCGUUCAAAUUUGUUCUUGAUUCGGUUCAUUCCUGCUUUUUUGACGGUUGAUCGGUCUCAGGCGGAGCCUCGGAGAACGCGUUUUCGAUCCGCGCUGGAGCUGGGAAUUGGCGCGUGGCUUUGCUAAUCUGGAUGAUGAGAAACAUAUCAACCCAUGCAAAUCUUGAGUACAAGUUCAAUAUUUAAAAAGUCACUUGCUCAUGACCAGUAAGUAGAACUGCGUACCAACAGAAUGGUCCUAAACAGUGGAGGGAACAACUCCGAUAAUCAUAAUUUAGCAUCAAGACAACGUUUACGAUGGACAAAUGAGCUUCAUGACCGUUUUGUACUUGCUGUGACACAGCUUGGUGGACCAGAGAGAGCAACUCCAAAAGGAGUUCUUAGAAUCAUGGGUGUGGCAGGGCUAACCAUAUACCAUGUCAAGAGUCACUUACAGAAAUACAGGCUUGCAAAAUGUGUUCCUGAUUCUUCAGCUGAUGAUGCCAAGUCCGAAAAGAAGGAUCCUGAUGGCGUGUCUUCUGGACUUGAAAGUUCCUCCUUUUGUUGUCUCAGUGGAACACAAAUAACUGAAGCACUUAAGUUGCAGAUGGAGGUGCAAAAGCGGCUUCAUGAACAAUCAGAGGUGCAAAGGCAACUGCAGCGAAGGAUAGAAGCCCAAGGCAAAUAUCUUAAGACGAUCAUUAAGGAGCAGCAACAACUAAGUGGUGAACUUGCCGAGACACCUGGAGGAGACAUUUCUGCCUGCAGCUAUGUUGACAAUAGCUCAGGUUCUGCCAAGACUGGCCCUCACAGAUCCGUUAAUGGUGACCAUGGUGGCACCGGAAAGCUGCUCAAAAGCCUUUCACAUGACAAUUCCUUGAGAGAGCCUGAAGCUUGACAGGAAUGCAGGAUCAGCCAGCCUAGUGCAUAGGAAGACAGAGUUGGUGCCAAGACGAGGCUCAGAUUUCCAGCAGCAACGCUCAAUUUUGAUUGCAAGGAAAGAGCAAGUUUGAUUCAUCAAUCACUUCAAUUCAACAUCUGGAUUUCACCACGUUUGAAGUUGCUCCUUUCAUAGUGACUGGAGUGAUGUGAAGCAUUUUUCCAUUCCCACGGUCUAUAAAUAAGCCCUGCAAGCAAGAAGCAAUGGAGUGAGAGGGAGAGGGAGAUGAUCGACCGAAUCCUUCUUGAUUUAAUAGAUUGUUCUGUCGUUGUGAGUGGAUCUGGCUCCCAAGUUAGGGUUCUUGAGUUCGAUGUGAGAGGUUUCUUUAUUUGCUUUAGUCAUCAUAGGAUACCCAUGUCUUCUCGUAUGAUUCUUGGUUGAAGCAUGAGACUGCUAACCUCUGUGCUGCUAUCCUAAUUUUGAACUUGUUUUUGUGGAUUUUUGGUUGAAAUAAUUGGAUCUUUGGGUGUGGGACCAAAA